GCAGCAAAGCAACGGAAUGAAUUCAUCCUGUCUCCAUUUCCUCCCAUGAGCGGCUCCAUUGCAUCCCUCCCUUUGGACACGCUGGUCCAAAUCCUCUGCAAACUCAACCAUGGCGACCUGAAACAGGCGCUUCUCGUCUCCAGAUCCUUCCACAAUGCCGUUCUCUUCGCUCGCCAAUCACAUUUUGAUUUCUCCACUCCUGCACCAAAUAAGAGGAUGGCACUCUCCGGGAUUUCAAUUGAUGGGAUCACGAGAAGCCCUCUGUUAAAAUUGAAUUGCAAGAAGGCCCCGAGGAAGCAGAAGAUGACUGAAGAAGAAGCAAGGAAGAUUGCGGUAGUGUUGUUCCCGACAGGAGAAUGCAUGAAGGAAGUGAUUCCUGAGACUGAAUGGGCGAAGAACAGCAUAGACUUGAGCGUCAGUGUUUCUGGUGCCAAUGUUUGAUGUCUGCACUUUUUGAAUUGUUCUGUUCUUGUGUUCUCUUUGAUUCUUUCGUUUCACUGGAUGUUGUUCUUGUGAGUUUGUAUUUGCUAUGUUUUCUAGUUCGGAUACUAAAUGAGACUGACUAACAACAUAGUCCCUACUUUUGGAAACAAAAGUGGGUGACAGGAUCACUAUGUAACUGCAAUUUUCAGUAACUAGUAAGUUCAGAAUUUAACAUGCUGCAAAUCUAUUUUUAAGGAUUAUCUGCAUUGACAUCAACACAGUGUCUUGUUAUUGAAAAGUAAAUAUGUAAGAUAAAUACUAACAUGCAAAAUUCAGUAACUAUUAAGUUUGGGUUUCACAUGCUGCAAAUCUAUUUUAAGGAUUACCUGCAUUGACGUCAACACAGUGUCUUGUUACCGAAAGUAAAAAUGUGAGAUAGAAAU
Molecule: messenger RNA, 866 nt
Organism: Asparagus officinalis (garden asparagus)
Lineage: Eukaryota; Viridiplantae; Streptophyta; Magnoliopsida; Asparagales; Asparagaceae
Product: F-box protein At4g35930-like
Exons: 4
Coding region: 46-441 (131 amino acids)
Molecular function (GO): protein binding
Source: RefSeq, a predicted model, not a curated record